AUGUCCAAUCAAGAAGAUAAUUUAAACAAUACAAUGAAUAUCCUUAAAGAUGAUGACGAUGGUAAUGACAAUGUUGAUGACGGUGAUGAUGGUGAUGAAGUAUCACCUCCUGAUGGUUCUGAUGAAAAUUCAGCUGAGGAAUUACAAACCAAUAAUAGUAACAGUAAUAAUAAUAAUAAUGAUAACCAAGAGGAGAAAAAUCAAGACCAACCAAAACCUACAAAUGACGAUAAAGAUAAAGAUAAGAUUCCUGAAAGAAGAUCAACAAAGAAAUCAAUGAAUGAGGAGAGGUCAUCAACACAUCAAAAGAAUACAUCAGAGAGUAAUCAAGAUACUAAAGAUUCUCCAGAGAAUGGAGAGGGUGAGGGUGAGGAGGAUGAUAGUCAAAAUGAUGCUAUAAAACCAAAUGAACAACCAAAGAAAAUUAUGGAUCCUGAAUUUUAUUAUGAAAUUCAUGAAUAUUUAGCAGGUCCAAUGAUUUCAGAAGAUUCUGGGAUACCAGAGAAUCUAUUGACUAUCUAUCAUCAAUUCGGUAUGGAUGCAUCACGUAGAGAGAAUCUACAGUUGCUUGAGAAUAGCGUACUUUGUCAUAUCUUUGGUAAUUACUUACAAAUUAUGAAUACAGAGACACGGGAAAAACUACUCAUACGUUCAAUAAGUGGUGUUGGAAUUGGGGCAUUUUCAGUUCAUCCAAAGCACAAUUAUAUAGCGAUAGCUGAAAAGGGUACACUACCAUUUGUGUGUAUUUAUCAAUAUCCCGAAAUCAGAUUAUAUCGAAUAUUAAAGGAGGGUACACAAACUGCAUAUUCUGCAUGUCAAUUCAGUCCAGAUGGUGAAAUGAUCGCUACAGUCGGUUGUGAUCCAGACUAUAUGCUGACUUUAUGGGAAUGGCGAAAUGAACAGAUUGUGUUGAGAGCUAAAGCUUUUUCACAAGAUAUUUACCGGGUAGCUUGGUCAACAGAUUUAUCUGGUGUUUUAACAACAGCCGGUGUUGGACAUAUAAGAUUUUGGAAAAUGGCGCAUACCUUUACAGGAUUAAAACUUCAAGGAAAGCUAGGCAAAUUUGGUAAAGUUGAAUUAACAGAUAUUGAAGGAUUUGUCACGCUACCAGACGGGAAAGUUCUAACUGGUUCUGCAUGGGGUAAUCUACUUGUUUGGGAUGGUGAAUUAAUUAAAGUGCAAAUUUCACGUAAAGGCAAACGACCUUGUCAUAAUGGAUAUAUUAUGCAAAUUGUUAUGGAUGAAGGCGAAUUGAUGACAAUUGGUCAAGAUGGAUGGAUCAGGACAUGGGAUUUUGAAACUGUCGAUACAGCAGAAUGUUCAGAAGAAGGUGCUCUAUAUGAACUGGAACCAAUGAAUGAAUUACGUGUUGGUACAAAGGCACGUUUAACGUAUAUCGUUAAAAUUCCUAUACCUGAUUCAACAAUGUGGUAUGCACAAGAUUCUGAUGGUGCUAUAUGGAAACUGGAUUUAUCCUUCUCGCAUACAUCACUGGCACCUGAACUAUUGGACGAAUUUCAUGCAAAUGAUAUUGUUGACUGUGUUACAUCACCGCUGACAUAUUGUGCAGCUACAGUUGGUCUUGACGGCAAGGUAUGCAUUUAUGAUAUUGUUCAAAAACAAGUAAUUGUUGAAAGAAGAUUUCCAUCAAGUGGUUCAACAAUCAUAUGGAGUCCACCACAAGUUGAUCCAAAAGGUAAAAUUUUGGUUGUUGGUCAUCAAGAUGGUGUAUUACGUUUGUUAAAAUUUGGUGAAAAUCCUGAAGAGCCUAGCAAAAGGACAAAAGAUUUUGCUUUACUAGAUCUUGGACAAGCUCUGAAACCUCACAAGAUGGCUAUUACUUCAAUGAUAUACAGCCCAUCUGGAAGAAUAUUCAUCACUGGGAGUAAAGAUGAAACACUUUUCUUCUUCAAUGUUCAUUCUACCCAUCUAUCACCAAUCGGUUUUGUACAUGUUCAUGAAAAAGUUGUCCGUCUGGAAUGGUAUUAUGUCAAUAAUAAACCUACAAAUGAAGUUAUAGUUUAUCUUGAAAAUGGUUGUGUAAUAACAAUAGAAUGUCCAUCAGAGAAUCAAAUAUAUGAUCAUUCUAAAACAUUUGCUUUAUCACAAUUUCAAACAACACAUUCCUAUCAAUUAUUGAGUAUUAAGUCACGUUUAGAACAUGAUGAAGAAUCUGAGGUGAAAUUGGAAAGAUAUGAAAAAGAAAAAGAAAUGAGGCAAGAAAUUCGACGAAUGAAUGCACGUCUCCAACCGGAAACAGAAGAGGAUAAACAAAAAUUAGAUGAUGAAGAGGAACUUAUUCGUCAAGGUGUUAUGUCUGAGAUAGCUGAUUGGGCACCAACAUAUCCGACAAGUCCAUCUCCUCUACUCUAUGGUUGCUUAGAUAGAAAUGAACCAAAUCAUAUUUGGAUGUCACUGGGGGAAUUCGAUAAAGGCUAUCUGUAUAAAUGUAAACUAGGCGGUCCUGUGCUGACAAUUGAUGAAGCCGUUGAAAAAGUUCGUAAGGAGAAGGCAAAUAUUAAAAAACAAAAUCAAAUUAAACAUGAUAUGGAAAGUGGUCAAACAGAAGUGGAUCAGUCAUCGGCAACAACAACAACAACAGCUACAACCACAGCGACAACAACGAUAACUACCGACACUAAUAAUACUGAACAUAUUAACAAAAAGGGCACUCAUGAAAUUAUCGAUCCACAGAGUAUUACACUUGCUGAUAGAAUACCUGUCACUGAGCCGAAUAAAGCAGUUCGUAUGUCAGAGAAAAAGGAUACCUGUGUCACAUAUUGGACAUUUUCUCAAUCUGGUUAUCGAGUUCUGAUUGGUUAUGAUGAUGGUGUUAUUCGUGUCCAGUUGUUAGAGAAGGCCUAUGAUUUAACAAGUUUUAAAGGUUAUUGGAUAUUUCGAUUGCAUGAUAAUCAGCGAGGACGUGUUAAUCGGAUAGCUUUAACAUAUGAUGAAAAAUUUGUACUAAGUGCUGCAAGUGAUGGAACUCUAUUUGUCUGUGAAUUAAUGACAGAAGAAUUACAAGAUAAAGAAAUGAAAGAAUAUCGUGCAAGAAUUCCAUCAACAUUUGAUACCAGUGUAAAAGUUGACGAUAUUACUGAUCCUAAAGCAUACAGUAUUGAAGAAUAUAAACAGAAAUCAGAAUAUGAUCGUCUAAUUGAACAGGCAGAGCAGAAGAAAGCAGAAACCAGACUAAAAGUUGCUGAAUUAAGAAGACGUUUUAAAAAACUCAAGGAUCGUAAUGAACGUCUACCAGAAAGAAUUCGUCUUCCUACUUCGUGGGAAGAAUUACAGGCUAUGAAACCACCGGAUGACUAUGAAGAUCCAAAAGAUGUAGAAGCGAUCCGGUUAGCUCAAGAACAAAUGGGUGAUUAUAAGCUGAAAUCAGCUACGAACUAUGUAAUACCAGAAAGUAUGAAACUGAACACAUUCGGUGCUAAAUAUCGACUACUUAGCAUUGUAGACAAAACAUUUGAAUUACGUCAUGAAUUCAAUGCCUCUUUAUUAAAUUUACGUGAUAAAAAAAUGAUGAUACUGGAGGAAUUGAAAAGAAUAGAUGGACAGUUAGAAAAAGUGAAUUGUGAUUUACCAGUAGAAGAAAUUGGCAUACGGCUACACUUGGAAGAACUUGAUAUAGAAGAAUAUCCAGAAAAAAAAUAUACAUAUGACAAUGAAAUUCUGAUGGAAUUUAAGAAAAAAUUAGAGAAAGAAGGAACUAAAAUUCAGGCUGAGAAAAAUUAUCACCAAGGCGGUGAACCAACGACAACAACAACAGCUGUCAAGAAGUCAUCAGGCACAAAGGUAUCCUUCACUGAUUCAAUUCUACCCUCAGAAAGAAGUCUACGUACUGAACCAGAUAUGACUAGUGAUUUCUGUGAAAGUGAACAAAUUGUCAAAUCAAUUGUCUGGUUCCCAUUACAUUAUUUAACUGUGAACACUUAUCAACUGUUUCCUAAUGAUUAUCCUGGUAAAUUAUUUUCACUGAUAAAAUAUUAUUCACAGUAUAAAACUUUUAAUGAAAUCUCAGUAUGUCAGGUGAAUGACAAUGUCAUUUUAGACGAUCAUCCGAUAGACCAACAACAACAACAACAACUGCAACAACAACAACAAUCACAAGAUGGAAAUAAUUUAAUUAAAAUAUGCUUAUCACGACCGAUAAGACCAGACAAGGUGAAUUCUUGUCAUAUUCAAAAAUUUGAAGCUGAUCUAAUCGAUAAAACAGAUAUGACGGAUAAAAUGGAGUAUAAAACUUUUAAUGAAAUCUCAGUAUGUCAGGUGAAUGACAAUGUCAUUUUAGACGAUCAUCCGAUAGACCAACAACAACAACAACAACAACUGCAACAACAACAACAUUCACAAGAUGGAAAUAAUUUAAUUAAAAUAUGCUUAUCACGACCGAUAAGACCAGACAAGGUGAAUUCUUGUCAUAUUCAGAAAUUUGAAGCUGAUCUAAUCGAUAAAACAGAUAUGACUGAUAAAAUGGAGGUGAUAUCACUAAUGAGUGAUCUGGAAACCAAUCCAAGUGAAGGCAGUUACAUUCCAAGAGGUAUUCGACCUAGGAAAACUAUAACAAUAAACAAUGUGGAAACUGAACUACAAAAACAAAGAUACAUUCGAGCUAAAUAUGAACGUGAUAUGUUGUUGGCAACAGCAAGUCGACUUGUUCGUUGUUUUGACGCUGAAUUACGUCUGUUAAGACAUGCACGAUUCAAAUUGGAUGUAUUGCUGAAAAGAGCUGAUCUGCAUCAGUUAACGCUGUAUGAUGAAUUUCGUUUGUUAAAAGAAUUUGAAAAAUCAGAACAUGUUUUAACGGAGAAAAAACAGAGUCGAUCAGAAGAGAAACAUGAAAUUAACCAAAAGGUGAAUGAAGUCACGGCAAAAAUUGAACAGAAAAAGAAAGAAUUAGAACGUCUUGCCCAACGUGAACAUCAAAUUCAUGAAGAAUUUAAAGCCAAUAUAAGUGAUUCACAUAAAUUUGCUGAAUUUCUUACAAAAGUAUUUAAAAAACGAAUUAAACGCAAAAAACAAGAAGUAUUUCAUUCUGACGAGUCACAAUCAGAAGAGUCUUCAUCGUCUGAUGAAUCAAGUUUUGAUGAAUCGGAGGAUGAAAGUGGUACAGAAGACGUGGCUAUCAUGGAUUUAGACACUUGUCCACCUGGAUGUCCUGUAGAAGAUUUUGAACACACGUGUUUAAUAAGAGAAAAACGUUUAGAUAUUGAAGAAGAAAUGGCUGAAGAGAAAAAAGCCUUAGAGUUGUUAAGAAAAGAUUUGGAGACAUUCACUAAAAAACAACGUGUCAUCGAAGCAGCACUGAAACAAGCUCAAAGUGAAUUAGAAGCUUUUCAGUUAGAGAAACAACGUAAAUUAAAUGAAUUAGAAAUUAUUGUCAUUCUUCGAUUAGAUCAAAUUCAUCACUAUACGAAUUAUUCUGUACCAUCUGAUAUGACUGGUAGUCUGAUAUUUCUACGGCAUACUUUACAUGCCCUGCGUAGACGUAUAAAAGAGUUAGAAGAAGAGAAGAAACAUCAGCGGGUUGAAAGAAAACAGGCGAAAGCUCGACAUGCAAUGCUACAAAAACAUAAAAGACUAUUUCAGAAAGAAUUAGAAAAGUUGUCCGCGAUCUGUGACAAGGAGAUGAAUGAUAAAUUUGGUCGAAUAGAUGAUAUUGAAAAAAUGGAAAAUGUUAUGGUCAAUCCUAAACUGGAAGAUUUAACUACAAAAAUGUUGAUAUUACAAGAAGAAUUUAAUAAAGAAGAGGCAAAAAUUGAGGCAAAAAUACGUAUGGCUCGAGAUGAUUGUAUGGGACAAGUACGUCAGAAUACAGUUUAUUUAACUCAGCUGUUAAUGUUAUUCAAUGAGCAUCAACAAUUACAAAAUGAAUUGAAUCAUACACAAGGAAGUAAAAUUGGAGCAAUGCAUAAUUCUUCUGGUUAUGUCGAUGCGAAACAACUGAAACAACUUGUCCAAUUGGCAAAAUUACAAAGUGAAGAAAUUCAUGCAUUGACAAAAGAAAUUCAACAACUUUCAAGAUAA
Messenger RNA from Trichobilharzia szidati, 6033 nucleotides. NCBI's taxonomy places the organism in Eukaryota, Metazoa, Platyhelminthes, Trematoda, Strigeidida, Schistosomatidae. The record is from the annotation of a GenBank genome assembly.